AUGGACGAACGAGAAGGAACUUUUUCGGCUGACGUGAUAGAGAAAACACGUAAAGUUCUUAAGGAAAGGUUGUCGGGACACGCUAUACCGGAGGUGUUAGUGGGCCUGGAGGAACAGUAUGGAGAAUUUUUUGACCUUCUGAAUCGAAAUGUUUCAUUGGGAGAGAGCAACACUUGUAUACUCAUCGGACCUUCCGGUUGUGGAAAAACUAUGUUACUCAAAAAGGCAUUAAGGUCCUUGGAAGGAAUCCACGGGGAUGAUUUUGUGUGUGUGUAUGUGAACGGAUUAUUUCAUACAUCCGAUCUGAUGGUGCGCCAGCAAAUCGCUCUUCAACUUGGACAGCAGAUCAAGAAUUUUAAGUCGGAUGGAGACGCAUACAAUUUGUUAAAGUCCGGAACCAGCGGCAACAAAUCUAUAUUCUUGAUAAUUUAUAACUUCGACGCAUUCGCAAAACACUGCAGUCAAUCUUUCGUAUAUAACAUAUUUAAUAUCGCCACAAGUAAAAAUUGUCCUAUUUCGGUGAUUGGCAUCACGCGGAAUGUGAAUGUUUUCAACGAGCUCGCCCAGAACGUUCUGUCAAGGAAUUCUCAUUGUCACAUCGACGUGGACCGACCUGAGAGCGUCGAACAGUUUUCCGAGGUGAUCAAAGUGGUUUUGAGGUUAAACGAGGAUGUAGUCGGUGACGCCGAGUAUUGCAAGAUGUUUAAUGAGAUUGUCGAGCUAACCGAACCUCUCGUGAAUAUUUGGGUAGGAUUGACUCAGAACCAAUUUUGGUUGUUGCUCGCCAUCAACUCGUUGUUUUUCCGGGACUGUCAGGUGUUUAAUUUCAUCAUGGUUUACGACGAGUACCGGAAUUACAUGAAGGCGUGCACGAGGAAGUCGGGUAGUAACUUCCGAAUGAAGGUGUGCAAAGAACACGUUGCUCUCGCCGAAUUCGAAUUUUUGCAGUCACGAGGAUUCUUGCAACGAAUCGACGAGGGUAAAUCGCAACCGAAGCAAUACCGAAUGAUGAAGUCGCUGAUUCUGCCAGAACAGAUUAAAGAGGCCAUCACCACAAAUCCGCAAUGUUCUUCGGCAAUGAAAGAUUGGGCCGCCCGAAGCCUCACGGAUUAG
Molecule: messenger RNA, 1113 nt
Organism: Acaulospora colombiana
Lineage: Eukaryota; Fungi; Glomeromycota; Glomeromycetes; Diversisporales; Acaulosporaceae
Source: the annotation of a GenBank genome assembly